Fusarium redolens is the source of this 703-nucleotide messenger RNA. RefSeq lists its product as uncharacterized. The record is from RefSeq and is a predicted model, not a curated record. Lineage: Eukaryota; Fungi; Ascomycota; Sordariomycetes; Hypocreales; Nectriaceae. The coding region runs from base 62 to 703 and encodes 213 amino acids. The transcript has 3 exons.
CCCAAAAAAACACCUGAUCCUUCUCAUCUGCAGCUUACCUACACAUAAUAUUACUCCAGCCAUGUCGAGUCCAAUAUGUCCUAUGCCACUGGGCGAAAUCGUCAGGGAUAUGCUGGGGAAAGAGAAGGAGACGAAUGCGGUUAAGAAGCUUUAUGAUGAUGCUUUUAGAGCGGAUAUUGGAAGAUGGAUAGCUUCGUGUGCGGUUAUUGGGCUUUCGGCGGGGAUAAUAUCUAAACAUCCGGGACAUAAUUUACUUGCUGCAUCAGCAUACAAUCUUGCAGUGGGAGCUCUUCAUUUCUUUGCGUUUAAAAUACCAGUCAAGCCACAAAGUCUCAACAACCCACGGCCCCCAAUAUGGUACAUAUUGAUUUUGGCCCUUUCAACAGCAAUGUGGCUUGCAGCUCUUACUGUCAUGUUUGUUCUGCGGGAGGACAUCAACGUACAUGAAGAGUCAAACAUGAAGAAGAGGAGGACGGGCGUUGUUGGUGAUAUAUCUACCGGUGCAGUUGCCAUGCUUGACAAUCUUAGCAUUGCAUGUGGCUGUUUUGGCAUUUGUGCAUUUUUGUUUUGCGUAUAUCAGUGGUUUAUUGUUCAUUAUCUUUACUCGACAAGAUUCGAGAAGACUGAAAUGCGAGAGGGAUAUAGAAAGAUCAAGAAGAUCGAACCUCCCAAGGAUGGCCCAUCAGCAGCUGUUUAUAAUUGA